This is a messenger RNA of Fukomys damarensis (Damara mole-rat), 1440 nucleotides long. RefSeq names its product CD177 antigen. Lineage: Eukaryota; Metazoa; Chordata; Mammalia; Rodentia; Bathyergidae. The transcript has 10 exons. The coding region runs from base 244 to 1440 and encodes 398 amino acids. The record is from RefSeq and is a predicted model, not a curated record.
GAUUCUCCUGCCUCAGUCUCCUGAGUAUCUGGGAUUACAGGUGCACCCCCCGAGUCCAGUUUCCCCACUUUGAUGUUCCCUAUGCCCUGCCCCUCAUCCUGUGCACCCUGGAGGUCAGGAAGGUAGGUGGGGCCGCUAUCUGCGCAGGCUGUUUGUUCUCCUUCUAGGGCUGCCACCUUGGCCAGGCCCUUGGAUAAAAGGCCAGGGCACCUGUGUCCUGCUUCCUCCUCUCCAACCUGGAUCAUGCUCCGGCAGCUCCCCGCCCUGGUGCUCCUGGGGGCACUGGUCGCCCCAGAAGGGACCUCCAAGACCUGUCCAGCCUGCGCUUCACCGGGUCACUGCAGGGACAUCAUCUGUCCUUCAGCCCAGGACUCCUGCCUGCUCAGCCAGAUGCAUCUGGAAAAUGGGACUGUGGUGGACAGCGGAUCAUGUGUGGCCCCUGGGCAGUGCCGGGAAGGCAUCAGCACCCUGACCUAUGGCCCCAACUCCACGCUCUGGGUCAGCACUGCCUGCUGUGCAAACAGCUGCAGCCUCACCGGUCCACGACAAGAGCCAGGGCCCAAGGCCAACCACGUGACAUGUCAAUACUGUUCCGGGAAUAAGUCGACCCCCUGUGACUCCCUUUCGGUCAUGAACUGCACUGGGAACCAGACCAAGUGUGUCACCCUCAAUGGGACAUGGAGUGGAGGGCGUCCCCAAAUCCUGAAGGGCUGCGCUACACCAGAUGUCUGCCACCUGCAAGUGAAUGACACCCUGGGCCCAGAGGCGACAGGAUUCCGUCUCACCUCCAAACCUGAUUGCAACCCUCCUCCCACACAGCCAGGUGCCCCUGCAGCCGUGACCCACACCAACCCAAAGACCACCAUCUGCUUCACCUGCUCAGACCUCCAGCACUGCGACCCUCUUCCCUGUCCGGCGGACAGAAACUACUGCCUCAAGACAGCAGGCAUCACCGCCUUCGGGGAUGGGAAUUCUCUCUCCUGGAGAAAUGGUUCCUGCGUGGCCUCCACGGACUGCACACGGAGCAACUCCGUCUCUGCCUUGACCUAUGGCGUCGGCCUUGGCUUCUGGGUCAACACCACCUGUUGCCGAGGCAAUUGCCAGGAACCCAUUCCGCUUGCAGCUCUGCCGGCCUCACGCACCUUGACCAAGUUCCUGUGUCCUACGUGCCCCAAGGGCCAGUCCGGGUCCUGCAGCUCCUCCUUCUACCUGCAGUGUCCCCGUGGGGAGACCCAGUGUGUCCAGCUGGACCUGACAUCGGAUGACGGUGGCCGGAACGUGAGCAUGCGCGGCUGCGGCUCUCGAGACCUGUGCAGCUCCCUGGAUGUGACCCAGGGGCUCCGGGCGCUCCCGGACCUUCCUGGGCUCCGUGGCCUCCGGCUGUCCCGCCAGCCUGACUGCAAGGCAGCCCCAAAAGCUAAGCCUAUCUCCUCAAACUAG